Molecule: messenger RNA, 741 nt
Organism: Rosa rugosa (rugosa rose)
Lineage: Eukaryota; Viridiplantae; Streptophyta; Magnoliopsida; Rosales; Rosaceae
Exons: 1
Coding region: 1-741 (246 amino acids)
Molecular function (GO): polysaccharide binding
Source: RefSeq, a predicted model, not a curated record
AUGAUCAUGUUUAGAACAGCAAGUCUUCUAUUUGCUGUUCACACAGUUUCUCUUCUUUUUCUUCCGCUUUCAAGUCGUUCGCAAACUUCCGGGGCCACUUCCGAAUGUACUCCUUCUUGUGGCAACAUUAAGAUAAGCUCUCCAUUUCGUUUACAAGGAGAUCCUGGACACUGCGGCGACAAGAGCUAUGAAUUAUCUUGUGAGGCAGACCGUACCAGUCAAUCUCAUCAUGCCGUAUUAUACUUGUUUUCAGGAAAAUAUUACGUACAGGCAAUCAAUUACAAUAACUACACGAUCCGACUCGUGGAUGCUGGUGUUCACAAGACCAAGGACAACUACUUCUCCAACCCAGUUUACCCUUUAGCCGUCUUCAACUUUAGUUCGUAUUUUACUCCUUACAGCUUACACUACUCACAUUUUAAUCCGCCAGAUAAGAGAUAUGAGCAGGAUGAGAAGUACCUAACAGUGCCUCUAAUUUUCCUGAGCUGCACAAAUCAAAAGAAUUAUUCCGAUCUCUUUGUUGAAACAGCUCCAUGCAUCAAGAAUACCGGCAUCCACUCUUCCUCUGAUUCUUCCCUGUCCACGGUGUAUUCUUAUUUCAUGCUUGGGCGCUUGUAUGAAGAUUUGAGUCCGGCUGAAUGGGGGUUGUCCUGCAAAAUAACACUCAUGGCUCUAGUGUCCCCCCCUCCCACUCCCACUGACAAGUACAGAAGUCGUGUCAAGGCAUAUAUAAACAACUAG